This is a messenger RNA of Colletes gigas, 2091 nucleotides long. RefSeq names its product Bardet-Biedl syndrome 2 protein homolog. The coding region runs from base 1 to 2091 and encodes 696 amino acids. Gene Ontology annotation, biological process: non-motile cilium assembly. The transcript is spliced from 11 exons. Lineage: Eukaryota; Metazoa; Arthropoda; Insecta; Hymenoptera; Colletidae. Gene Ontology annotation, cellular component: BBSome; ciliary basal body; membrane. The record is from RefSeq and is a predicted model, not a curated record. Gene Ontology annotation, molecular function: protein binding.
AUGGCAGCGUUUUCUCUGAAUAUACAGAAACACGUGGAGUCUGGCCUCGUAGCCUGCGGCAAAUUCGAUGGCUCCCACGCUUGUUUAGCGGUGGCAACGUUUGGCGGUAACAUACUCGUGCACAGCCCUCACAGGCAACCGCAAAUAAAGGGUCAGGAUCACGAACAAUCUGAUAGAAAGUUGUCUUGGAGCGGGGAACUGGCGGAACUUCAAAUAGGGGCGGAGAUUACGGCCCUGUGCACUGGUCGGCUUAAUGAAGAUGAGAGGGAUGUUCUCUUAAUUGGUACUGCGACGCACGUUCUGGCCUACCAUAUCGAGGAUAACGCCGAUAUGUUCUACAAGGAGAUGUCAGACGGUGCCAGAUGCAUCAUGAUUAGUAAACUGGGCUGGCUUCCCAACCAAGUUGCGAUCGUCGGUGGCAAUUGUUCAGUGACGAUCUUGGACCAACAUGGCACGGAAAUAUUUUGGACAGUAGUGGAAGGCACUGUCAGCUCCUUAGCUGUCUUUGACUUCGACGGGGACAACGAGAACGAACUGGUCACUGGUACCGACGACUUCGAAAUAAAGGUGUACAAAGAGGACAAUGUACUUUGGGAGGCUAAGGAGACGGCUCCAGUCACUACCUUAACCGGAUUCCCCGAUAGGAGGUUCGUGUACUCGGUUGGGAAUGGGACCCUGGGUGUUUACGAAAUGGGCCAGAGACUUUGGCGCGUUAAAUCGAAACACAGGGUGGUAGUCACAAGGAGCUUUGACGUUAAUGGAGAUGGCACGCCGGAGGUUAUAACCGGGUGGAACAAUGGGAAAGUGGACGCAAGAUCGUCCAAUAACGGCGAAGUGAUCUUCAAAAUUCAAUUAUCGUCCGGAGUGGCUGGAAUCGUGGAAGCUGAUUACAGGAGGUUUGGCAAACCCGACUUGGUCGUAGUGUCCACCACCGGUGAAGUACGGGGCUAUGGCGCUGGUUCCACAAUGGACACUCCAGAACCGGGCGAGGCGAUGCGCGAAUUGCUGGCUAAGAAACAAGCAUUGCAGAUGGAGCUACGACAAAGGGCAGCGUCCGUUCCUAACAUGUACCAUCGAACGAAAUUGGCAGUCAGCUUAAUGACAGCUAACGGUGCUGCACGAGUAGCCCUAGCAUCAGGACCAGGACUUCUAAUCCACUGCGCAAUAGUCUUCACCGAAGGCGUGUUCGAAGGCGAGACUCUGGUCAUUCAUCCUAUCAAACCGAGGGGGGAACUCGAAAUAGAGCUUCGUCCCGCCAAAAACGCCCCUGUGGACAUGCACGUGAAAGUGUGCGUUGGUCCAGCUGGCGCAGACUUGAUGCAGGUGUUCGAGAUGACGCGCCAGUUGCCCAGGUUUUGCAUGUACGAGGUCAUCGAUAAGCCAGGGCAGAUAGCGGAGGAUUUUAUGAAAAACGGUGUUACGGCUGAGUUUGCAGAGAGGUCUCAAAGGAUCGCCCUCUGGUUGAACCAAAGUUUCAUACUGCCGAAAGAAUUCGAAGUUAAGGACGACGGACCCAACAGCGGAGGCAUCGAGCUGUGGCUUCGUGGGAUGAGGGACCAAAAAGUUCACUGCUUCAUGGCAGAUCCAGCCGGAAAGGUGACUAUUCAAACAGAAGACUCCGUGUUCGCGGGUGACAUCAUCCAAUCGUUGGCCAUGUACUUGGGCCUCAGAGAGCUGUCCUCGGAAGUCACGUUCCCGGCGGAAGAGAGCAAGAUGCUGGACGCGUUGGAACGCGUCAAAGACUUGAAAGAAAUCGACAUAAGGCUGCAGGCAGAGGCGGCCAGCGAAACCACUCUGUUGAAAAGCAUCAUAAUUCGUUUAGAGGACGCGAGGAUUCUUGAAAACGUCGAGGAGAUGAGGAAGAGGUUGGUGCAACUGAAGAACGUCAACGUGGACUUGGUCAGGGAGCACGAGAUCAGAAUGAAAAGUUACAGAGACCUAACCGCGAACCUGAAGGAGUUGAAUCUCGGAGUGCAGAGGGCAGCGAGAUUAAGAGUUGGCAACAGUGCAUCGAACACAGUGGCGCACUGCAGGACUGCGAUCCAGGACCAAAAUCCAAAAGCUCUCGCUCUUGCAAUAAGACACGGCUGA